Ornithodoros turicata is the source of this 2037-nucleotide messenger RNA. It is a transcript of the gene Mulk, whose product is annotated as acylglycerol kinase, mitochondrial-like. Gene Ontology annotation, cellular component: mitochondrion; membrane; cytoplasm. The record is from RefSeq and is a predicted model, not a curated record. The transcript has 15 exons. Lineage: Eukaryota; Metazoa; Arthropoda; Arachnida; Ixodida; Argasidae. Gene Ontology annotation, biological process: phosphorylation; sphingosine biosynthetic process; ceramide biosynthetic process. Gene Ontology annotation, molecular function: ceramide kinase activity; ATP-dependent diacylglycerol kinase activity; acylglycerol kinase activity. The coding region runs from base 666 to 2000 and encodes 444 amino acids.
CCAUUCAUCUACUACGUUCAUAGUUCUUUUUACCAUGGAGAGCUCGACGAUGAAGCAAGAUGGAGUUGUGUUUCGGAAGUUUCGGAGUACAAUCCCUCGGAUCACUCGUCUGCUGGCACCAGCGGUGACACGUCUAACCCCCGUAUUGGACAUGGAAGAAACAGAGGCGCAGACCAUCUCGUCUAGACACAAAACUUUGGCAUUCUAUCAGAGGCUGGAUGGCCACAAUAUCUCGUUUGUGUUCCGGAGUGAUCCACCUGAAUUUGAUAAACUUUUGGAUGACGAAAUAGUGCUAGAAAAUCUCGUCCUUGCAUUUCCUUUUUGUUUUGAGGAUGUUGAGGACGAUAAUUUUCGAAGACCACAGCCCUCUGUGGCGCGCUGAAAUCGGGAUAAACGCGAUAAACGUCAACAUUCUUGUUUGGUUCGUGGUUUCGUCAGAUAUGACUAAUCUUGCAGACAUUACUAAUGUAGGCCGCCAACCAUGUGCUUCAAGAUGGCUGCAGAAAACCGAAAAUGAUAUGUGAACUGUGAACUCGUGACUGAGUUUUCGAUAUGUACUGGGAGUUCUUGUUUGAAGUUGCUUUUCCUUGUGUACAGUUGUGCAUGUAGGGAUCUUUGUCAAUACAGUUUAUGUGAGAAGUGUUUGUUCUGUAACUUUGGUGACGAUGGCCCGUCUUAUGAAAAUACUAAAGACUCUGCGGAACCAUUGGAAAAAGUCUACUUUUGCAGGCUGCCUCAUAGCCUACGGAGCAUCGUAUUUAAAUGAAAGGCACAGGACCAACUUGUUAAUGCGAGCUUUCUGCGAAGAAGCAAAGGUAUACGGUGAGAGGACUUUACCAACGGGACUGAAACCGAGGCAUGUCACGGUGAUCGUGAAUCCAACUGCGAAAGACGGGAAGGGAAAAAUACAAUACGAAAAAUAUGCCGCUCCCCUGUUUCACUUAGCUGGAAUCAAAGUCAGCUACUUUCAGACUGAAUAUCAAGGUCAAGCAAAGGGCCUGAUGGAAGUUAUGGAAAGCACAGAUGCUGUAGUUAUUGCAGGAGGAGAUGGCACAUUACACGAGGCAGUGACGGGGCUCAUGAGCAGAGAAGAUUAUGCAACUGCAUGCAAGAUGUAUCCCAUUGGCGUCAUACCUUCAGGAAAAACAAACACGCUGUCAAGGUCGCUCUUUUGGCAAACUGGAAUGACAGAUGCCAGGUGGAUUGCGGAAUCGGCGAUGGCUGUAGUGAGAGAACAGGUGGAUCAACUAGAUGUGCUUCGUGUCACGCUUGAUCCUGCAUCUGCAGAGGAACCUGCGACUGAUGUGGAAAAAUUGGAAAAGCCAGAAAAACCAAAGGAAGUGUAUGCAGUGGCUAAGCUGGAGCACGGCGUGUUCAGAGAUGCUGACCUACUUGUUCCAAAGUACUGGUACUUUGGCAUGCUGAAAGCGAGGGCCGCGUACUUCUUCCAGGCAAUAAAGGAAAAACCCCGGGCCACGAUUGCAAGGUUGGGACUCGUCCGCCCCUGCGAGGGAUGUUCCAAGUGCUACGUCCCGCCCAAGGAAGAGGUGCGCGGGAACACGGGGCGCUGGUGGUCCGUUUUUCUACCGAGAUCGGCACCACAAGCUGUGACAGCAAGUGGCCCAGACUAUUCUCGCAUAGAAAAUGAGGACUGCGGGACGUGGCAUUAUGACAUAGUGGAAGCCUGUAGCUUAGAACUCUCUGCAAAUCGGAAGGAGGACCAAGGUGCAGUGUCAGUGGCGGUCGGUCCUCCUCUCAUGGGGCGUACGGAAUUCAUGCAGCAAGGCUGGAGAAGGCACUCGAAAACACCGGGAACAACAAAACAUCUCUUGUUCGCGAAGGACGUUGACCUCAAGUUCGAGACACUGGAGCCAGAGAACAAAGAAGAAGAAGAAACGCCCAAAACGAAACUGAGCAUCGACUCUGUGGAAUACCAGGCAGACCGUGUCAUCAUCCAGUUAUUUCCCAGGGCACUAAAUGUUUAUUGUACGAGGCAGUAAAGUAAAAAAGGAGAAAUAAAGGAGGGCCCUACAUACA